This is a messenger RNA of Colletotrichum navitas, 3921 nucleotides long. Its product is annotated as transcriptional repressor TCF25-domain-containing protein. The record is from RefSeq and is a predicted model, not a curated record. The coding region runs from base 1 to 3921 and encodes 1306 amino acids. Gene Ontology annotation, biological process: rescue of stalled cytosolic ribosome; ribosome-associated ubiquitin-dependent protein catabolic process. Gene Ontology annotation, cellular component: RQC complex. The transcript is spliced from 5 exons. NCBI's taxonomy places the organism in Eukaryota, Fungi, Ascomycota, Sordariomycetes, Glomerellales, Glomerellaceae.
AUGUCAGAAUUCUUAGGAUAUGUCGGCGUUCUCCACGAGAUCAACUCGGACGAGUCGACCGUCUCGCUUGAGAAUGUUCGCUCCUUCGGAACAGAGGGUCGAAGGAGCAGACCCGAAGAAGAGAUAGCACCUUCCGAUCAGGUUUACGACUACAUUAUUUUCCGUGGCAGCGAUGUCAAGGACUUGAGGAUCGAGGAUCACCCGGGCAUCAAGGAGAACAAGCCUCCCGCGAUGCCCGAGGACCCGGCCAUCGUUAACGCUCGCCCUCGUCCUGGUCAGGGACCCAGUAAUCAGCCACCCCCGGCACCUGGCUUCGGACAGCCUCCAUUCCAGAACAAUUUCUAUCCUCCACCAGGUCCAUGGGGCCCUGCUCCUGGGCGUGGCGGCCCUGGCGGCCCCGGUGCAGGAAUGGGCGGCAUGCCGUACCCUCCCCCUCCUGGAUGGUUCCCUCCCGGCCCUCCUGGCCAAGGCUUCCCUCCUGGUCCUGAUCAGUGGAACAAUUACAACUACCCUCCCGGGCCUGGUGGACCCCCCGGGCCUCUCGGCCCUGGUGGCGUACCUGGCCAGGUCCCUGAGAACCGCGGCACUCCCGGUCCUCACGAUGCAAAGUCUGCGCCGACUGGCGCUGCUGGUGACAGGCAGAAGCCCGCCACACCGGCUACUCAGGGUGCUCCCAGCGACUCUAAGCCAGCUCCCCCCCCUGGUUUCCAGCAGGCGGCCGCACCGACACCUCCCGUCGAGUCGAAGCCUUCUGCGGCAGAAGUGAAGGCCACCGCCGCAUCCUUGAAUACGACCGGCUCCUCGAAGCCGGUCGAGCUUCCCGUGCCCACAGGACCAAGGAACGUCGCUCGUGUCCAACCAGCUGUCCCUCUAGCUGGAUCUAUGCCCAAGGCAUUCCCCGUUCCUGUCAACGACAGCAACGCCGGUCAGGCCGCCCCUAAGCCUGCUGCCGCCCCCACUGCCGCCAGUGUGCGGGAUGCUACUGAGGCCGCGAAGGCAGCUGUCGCUUUGGCCAUGGCUAAUAUGAAUGCCGGCAACGUUGCCGUUCCCACCGCACCCCAGGGUAACGGCAAUGCGAUGGACAACUUGACGAAGAAGGUCAACGAGAUGAGGGUCAACGCAGCCCGAACCACCCAGUCUGGCGGUGGUCGUGGCCGAGGUCGUGGUGGAAGACAAGGCCAGGCCAAGGUCGAGGUGCCUGAUGCGGACUUUGACUUUGCCCAGGCCAAUGCCAAGUUUAACAAGGACGACUUGGUCAAGGAAGCCAUCGCAGGUUCGCCUCUGGGCGAGGCUCCUAACAACGGAACCGCAACUGAAGCUCCUGCUGCCGAGGUUCCUGGCACUAACCCGCCUGUUGCUUACAAUAAGACACGGUCAUUCUUCGACAACAUUUCAAGCGAGGCCAAGGACCGAGCAGACAACAACGGCCAAAAGCCUGGCGGUCGUGAAUGGCGCGGCGAAGAGCAGCGUAAGAACAUGGAAACCUUUGGUCAAGGCAGUGUUGAUGGCGGCUACCGAGGCUUCCGAGGCAGAGGUCGCGGCCGUGGCCGAGGAGGCUAUGGUGGUCGUGGUGGCGGCGGACGUGGCGGUUUCCGUGGCCGUGGUGGCCAGGGUAGUCAAGGGAGCUCUGUUGGUAGACGUGAAGUGGAACUCUUCUGUUCUGCAAACCAACUGCUCUGCAAAAAUCUUACCUCCAAUCUCCAGCUCUACCAAUUAUCAUUGUUUCCAAAACCAAUUGAACUGGGUAUCAUCACCAUGUCGAGUCGUCAGCUUCGCAAGCUGCAGAAGCAGAGGGAGCUUGAGCAGCUGCAAGAGGCCAAACCUGCCACCGAGGAAUCCAGCGAUGACGAGCCUGAAACUGCAACCAUCAAGCCUCGGCAGAGCUUGUUCGCAGCUCUAGGCGGCGGAGAAGACGAAGACGACGAUGAUGAUGACGAGGAGAAGCACGGCAAUGAGCAGGAGGAAGCUCAGCCGGAAUCCGAGCCAGAGGCAGUGUCUCAGCCUGCCAAAAAGAAGAACAAGAAAAAGAAGAAGAAGGCGAAGAAGGCUUCGACGCAAGACCAAACCGCAAAGGUUCCGGAAGAUAAGGAAGACGAAAUCGACCGGGCGCUCAAAGAGCUUAGCAUCGCGCGUAAUGCAGGCUCAGCCGCCUCCGAUAACCUUGCGCAACGAAGUCGCGACGUCGACGAACUCCUGCAAAUCAACACCCAGUAUCUCAGGGCCAUCAACGAGAUGCGCGCCCUAUUUGGAAAGGAGGCAAUCCAGGCCGCACAGGAAGAAGAACGGGCCGAGCAGGAGGCUGCGCGCCGAGCACAAAGAGGUCCCAACCAGCAGGUUGACCUGGAGACGGCACUUCGAGGGGAUCCACGCAAGAAGCUUCCAGAGGUAUCUCUACGGAGAAACGUCUUCAUCCAAGGCAAGGACACUUGGCCACGCGCCACUGCGGCAGGUUUGAUUAUGAAGGAAGUCAGGAAAGGCUCGGACGGUCUCGUCGAGUUCGCUUUUGUGCACGAGCAGGCAUACGAUAACGUUCAGAUCAUGUUCUUCAGCAGCGUCCAGCUCGGCGACCCCAUGCAGAUGGUCCAGCUUCUGAUGCAGUUCCCGUACCACGUCUCGACCUUGCUUCAGGUCAGCAAGGUUGCCAUCCAGGACCAAAACCAGGCGCUGGCGGCAGACCUUUGCGAGCGGGCAUUGUUCACAUUUGGCCGGGCUACGACAUCUGCUUUCAGGCAAAAACUAGAGCAGGGCAAGGCCCGGCUAGACUUCCGCCGCCCAGAAAAUCGCGAGCUUUGGCUCGCCGGAUACACUUACCUCAAGAGCCUGAUUCGCAAGGGAACCUACCGGACAGGAUUGGAGUGGGCGAAGCUGCUGUUUAGUCUCAACCCGAAUGACCCUUACGGAAUGAAGUACUUCAUCCACACACUGGCGAUUCGGGCACGCCAAGCGCAAUGGCUCAUCGAUUUCAUGAACACACACGAGUUCGUGGCGGACGAGACGGACGAUACGUACCUGAAGCAAACGCUGGUUCUCGCGAAGCUUCAGGUAGGCGACACCGAUGGAGCAAAGAUAGCGGCAGUGGCCGGCAUGGAGCGUCUGCCGUGGCUCUACUGUGCCCUCUUCCAGGCGUUGAACUUAGAAGCGCCGCCUCCCUUGUGGGGUGUACGACCCGACACCAACGAGCGUGAGUUCUGGACGAACCUCUACAUUCACCAAGCCAAAGAUAUCUGGAACAACUCGCAAGCCAUCGACCUGCUCAAGGACGCUGUCAAGGUGGCGCAGAAGCCCACCCGAACUCUCCCGGAAGAUAUGCCGGCAGACAAUCGCACAGCCAGAUGGGCGUGGUUGGAGGACACCCCGAGUUUGCUGAGUGGCAUUCCAAGGGCGAUGCUUGCGCGGGAACCCAACUACGCCUUUGACCCGCUCCCGCCGCCAAAAGAGGAAAAUAUAUUUACGAGCCAGGGUGUCCAGAUGCCCUGGCGGCAAGGCGGCGAGAAUGGGGAACGGGAAAUGCUUGCACAGGAGCGAGCACUCAUCAAUAUGAUCCGGAGACAACAGCUAAGAGCCGGGGCGCGAAGAGGAGCUGCUGAGCCGGGUGUCGGUGCAGCGGAAGCCAUGAUGGGUGCGUUCCCAGGGGAUGAUGACGAUGAAGAGGGUGGGGAGUUCGGUGAUGCUUGGGAAGGCGCCUUCAGUGACGGAGAUGAUACCGAGUUUGAGGGCGAUGGGCACCAACCUGCUUCCGCCGGUGUAGUCCAGCGACUUGCCGACAUGCUAGCGUCUAUGAUACCCGGCGGAUGGCCGGCCGAGCCGGCUGAUGGGGACGAUGAACAUUCAGACCCGGAAGACGACGAGCUGCCUCCUUUGAUCGAUGGUGACGAGGAUAUUGACGAUGGCCGGCAGCAGCAUAGCGGAAACCAGCCAUAG